Molecule: messenger RNA, 2485 nt
Organism: Exaiptasia diaphana
Lineage: Eukaryota; Metazoa; Cnidaria; Anthozoa; Actiniaria; Aiptasiidae
Exons: 5
Coding region: 132-1355 (407 amino acids)
Cellular component (GO): membrane
Source: RefSeq, a predicted model, not a curated record
UCCCCUGAACCUUGUCUUGAAAUUUUGCGUAUGGUCCMGUAUUUGAUUGUCAACGAGGAAAAUGCUUCGAAAAAAAGCCCGGAGAAGUUUGACAUAUCUCAAUUAUCCAUCAAUUCAAGACUUCAGAUAGCAUGGGUUGUAGUACAAGGACUAAAGGAGUUGCUCUAUCGUUAAUUCACCUUAUGCUAGGAGUUUUGGGCAUCGUCUUCGGUGUUGUCUCGAUAAAACUUGAGGAAGCCAACUACAACAAUGGCCUGUAUGGAAUGGGUAUUUGGAUAGGAAUAUGGAUGCUGUUAACAUGUUUGUUAGGGUUACUUACUUCAUCAAAACAGCCAUUAAACAAAUGCAGGGUGACAUGUUUUAUUGGUUUCUGCUGCUAUUCUAUUGUUGCUUUAUUGGUGUGUUGUAUUCCUCUGAUAGUUGGCCCUAUCAAUUAUUUCUCCUUUGAAGCAAAAGCUGAUAAAGAAUAUUACAAACAAUAUGGACCACCGUCCAUGUAUCAUAAACCAGUCUCAUACUUUGAAGAAAAGAACAGGAUUGGGCGCAUUGGGUGUACUGUAUAUAGUGCAAUACUCUGUGUGAUAUUAUUGGAUAUUAUAAUAGCAGCUGCGUCGUGUUACGUAUGGAAGCAUGCUAUGAGCACUUUUACGACUCCAAGAAGAGGACGGCAUGUUUUUGUGGGGUCAAUCAACRCAGGAUAUAACCAUUCUGUGUCAUUUAUAUCAAGUGAGCCUGUUGGUGUCUUACAAGAUGGAUUUGUCAUUGAUAGCCAGUAUCCAAAGCUACCAAGUUACAGAGAUAUCUAUCCUGAUGGCAGCCCAACCUGGGAAAACCCACCAAAUCCYUCACUUUCAAAUAACCAAGCACCACCACCAUACACUGAAACAGCCACAUUAAUUGUACAAGAUGAGAACCAUGAAACAUCUAAUGGAGGAAAUGAUGAUCAAACUAUGGAACAGAACACAACAUUGGAAGACCCACCCAUGYUAAACACACCCUUCAAUGAUGUAGACAGAUCUACGACAAUAAGUGAACCUCAAACACUUAACGGACCAAAUGAUGAUCAUAGUAUUGUUCAAGAUCUGCCAAUGAUUAACACUCAGCUUGAUGAUAAUGGUACCUCUACUAUGACGGCAGAUCCAUCGUUAUCUGGUACAACCCAAGACAAUACAUCAAAUAUAUCUGCAAUAAGGAACAGUAAUAGCUUGUCUGAUAUAUCCAGUGACAACCCUCCAGCAUAUACCAUAUCUGAUCAGGAUCCUACAUCAUCAACAUUAAGAUUUGAUCAUUCUACACCUAAUAAUCCCUUGGAGAAUCCACCUGUAUAUAGUACUAAUGAGGAAUCCUCGUUAUAGCACAUUUGGUUUAGGGGAGUAUAUCCUAAUCUUGAAACAGUCAAGUGAAACACAAAUAKUAUUUUUAAUUUUUUUAAUGGUCAGUGUAUUUUUUUAAGCAACCAUUUUAAAAAUGUAGAUAGUAAUAUCAAGCAAUGUGAAAAUUAGAUAUARAUAUUAGUAUUGCUUUUAUCACAGAAAUAUAUCAUUAGCAAUUAUGAAUCACCCACCAUGAAACACAGUAUCUUAUUCAUACUAAUUUUUGUGAGGCUUUAAUUGUGCCAUUUUAAAAAAAAGAUCCGCAAAAAUUAUACAAGCAAAAUUUAAUACACUUCUAUGAUUGCUUUAAUCAUUUCACAUUUUUUAUAUGAAGAUCUUCAUUGUAAAUUGAUUAUUGUUUAAGUAAUGACUCAAUAAAAAAGGAUUUUUUUAAAGUCUCUGCCUGUUUUUCAAGUUUUGCAAAAUUAAAUGCACUAAAUUUAUCCUUUUAUCAAAAUCGCGAAAAUUAAUGCUCGCGAAAUAUUUGUUCCAAUGAAAAUUAGUACGAAUAAGGUACUUGCAAAACAUACAGUAAAUGUAGAGUAAAUAYUCAUUCCAUAACAAACUUUUUACUGAGUGAUAAAUUCAUUUUGAUAGAAAUUCAUUGAUACUAAUACAAAGACGUUUGCAACAAUCUSCACAACUUUGUUAGCAAACUAUUUCAACAUAAAAUUAAUAUACUCACAUGUGGCCUCUUAGCAGCCACCCCUGUGGCGUUAAGCAAGCAUUGUGUGACAACAUGGGCAGCUGCUAAAGAAGGCACAUGAAGAGUGUGAAAAGAAAGUAAAAACAACAACAAAAGAGUUUGACAAUCACUACUAACUAAUCUUYAUCACCAUGAAACCAGGGGGAAUCUUCUGUCAUUUGUUUCAUACUAUCAGAGAUAGUUCUGCCAGGAAUGAAAUUUGUCACAGAAGUUGAAAUUCAAAAUGGUAGAUUCUUUCCCGGGAGUAUUAUUUUGUUGUAGAGAGGAAGGACACCAUGUUACCCCAGGGCUACUUAGGUACCCUUUCAAAUAGGGAAACCACUCAUGGAAAAUAUUACAAGAUACUAAAAUAUGUGUCAACUCUGUUUAAUAAUCAAAUGCAAGAAAAUAAACCAGUUAAAAACUA